UGUUUUCAUUUGUGUUGCUGAAGAUCAAUCCCAGGUCCUCACACAUUCUAGGUCAGCACUGUCACUGAGCUACACCCCAUCCUGUUUUCAUUUUCUUUGUGCACAACAGGUUAUAAGGAGAGUGUUUUAAUUUUCUUAUGUUUUUCUUGUCUUCUCAUUGACCGUAAAUGGAUAAUGAGUCAAACUUUAAAAUUUGUAGUAUGGUGUAUUUUAGAAUAUUUUUUGUUGUUCUUGGUUUUGAAACAAAUACAAUACUUACCAAAUGUUCCCAGCAUAUGAUUUAUUAAACCUUAUUGUAUCACUGAUUAUUCUGUGACCCUAAACAAUCUUUCUUAGUUGUUUGGUAUGGGGGAUGUGGCCAGUAACCUCUGUGGUCAUGCUUCAACAACUAGAGUAUUUCUGUGCUUAAAAUACUAAUACAAUAUAUACAUCCUAAACAAAGUUAUUUUAGUCUAAUUUCAUUGAAGAUGUAGCUUUGUAGGUGAAACCUACAAUAAAGAUCUUAUUUUGUUUGGCAAGUUUCAGGAUAUGAAGCUGCGGGAGUUCUACUGUGAAGGAAAUCCACUCUUUCUGAAGCAGCCAAUUACUGCUUCACAACAGGACGAUGUCUGGAGUCUCCAGGAAAUAACAGCAAGGUUUAUCAUGAAUGAGCUUGAAGAGAAAAACCCUUUCCUAAUGUAUGCCAUAGAAGCAUAUCCAGAGGUCAAAACCAAAAUCUCUCAGGGAAGAAAAUGUGCUAUAUGCGGAAAAUCCUUUUUAAUCACAUGGCUGGAAUGUGUUCAGUUUGUUCGUCCAUCGAAGGUAACUGGCGCUUUUUGUGUGAAUGUGAGCAAAAGACCUACUCCUGUUUUUUUGUCUUUGUCUAACUUGACCUAUACUAACUAGAUUUGUAUCCGUGGAUCGACUUCUGUGAUAGCAUAAUGUUAAUUUUGAAUAGACAAUUUUGG
Castor canadensis (American beaver) is the source of this 947-nucleotide messenger RNA. Lineage: Eukaryota; Metazoa; Chordata; Mammalia; Rodentia; Castoridae. The record is from RefSeq and is a predicted model, not a curated record.